UGUUUUACCAUCAAAAUGGUCAAAAACGCAUCGAACACAAACGAUGUCGACAACUUGAAACAAGAACUGGACAUUGACGAUCACAUAAUUCCAAUCGCUGAUCUUUACAUACGACACAAUGUCAAUCCGGAGACUGGUUUGUCGUCACAACAAGCCAAGGCCAACUUGGAACGCGACGGGCCCAAUUGCCUUACUCCCCCCAAAACUACACCCGAAUGGGUUAAGUUUUGCAAACAGCUUUUCGGUGGUUUCUCAUUGCUCUUGUUGUCGGGUGCUAUUCUCUGCUUUAUCGCGUAUGCAAUCGAAUACAGCAAAAAUCCCGAAGUUCUCGGUGACAAUCUGUACCUCGGUAUCGUCUUAGCGACGGUGGUAAUCAUCACUGCCUGCUUCUCUUAUUACCAAGAAAGCAAAAGUUCAAGAAUUAUGGAAUCCUUCAAAAAAUUGGUUCCGGAAACUGCACUCGUCAUCCGAGAUGGCCAGAAGCAAACAGUGAAAGCGGAGGAAGUUUGCCGCGGCGAUAUCGUCGAAGUGAAAUUCGGUGACCGAAUUCCGGCCGAUAUUCGAAUUAUCGAAGCCCGCCAGUUCAAGGUGGACAACUCGUCUCUGACUGGUGAAUCCGAACCUCAAAGCCGCUCUCCGGAGUUCACCCAUGAGAAUCCGCUCGAGACCAAGAACUUGGCUUUCUUCUCCACCAACGCCGUCGAAGGUACUGCCAAAGGUAUUAUUAUCGGCAUCGGUGACAAUACAGCGAUGGGUCGUAUUGCUGGAUUGGCCUCUGGCUUAAGCUCUGGACAAACUCCAAUCGCCAAAGAGCUAGAGCAUUUCAUUCACAUCAUUACGGGUGUGGCCGUCUUUUUGGGAAUCUCUUUUUUUAUCAUUGCGCUCACGAUUGGCUACAAUUGGCUAGACGCCGUCAUCUUUUUGAUCGGUAUUAUCGUAGCCAACGUGCCCGAAGGUCUCCUUGCCACUGUCACUGUCUCAUUGACACUCACCGCCAAGCGCAUGGCCAGCAAGAACUGUUUGGUCAAGAACUUGGAGGCUGUCGAAACGCUCGGCUCGACGUCCACCAUCUGCUCCGACAAGACUGGAACACUGACACAGAACCGAAUGACUGUCGCUCACAUGUGGUUUGACGGGCAAAUCAUCGAGGCCGACACGACUGAAGACCAGUCUGGUGCCCAAUAUGACAAAACAAGCUCCGGAUGGAAAGCUCUAUGUCGUGUCGCUUGCUUGUGCAGUCGUGCUGAAUUCAAAAUGGGUCAAGAAAACAUGCCUGUUUUGAAACGUGAAGUCAAUGGUGACGCUUCAGAAGCCGCCUUGCUUAAAUGCGUCGAAUUGGCUACGGGAGACGCCAUAAGCGUUCGCGGCCGAAACAAGAAAGUCUGUGAAAUUCCGUUCAAUUCGUCCAACAAAUAUCAAGUGUCCAUCCAUGAAAAUGAAGAUGAAAACGAUGGCCGUUAUUUUAUGGCCAUGAAAGGAGCCCCAGAGCGUAUCCUCGAUCUGUGCUCGACCAUUUACAUCAAUGGACAAGAGAAAGUGUUGGACAAUGAGUUGAAAGAUGCUUUUAACACGGCUUACAUGCAAUUGGGAGGUCUUGGCGAGCGAGUCCUCGGCUUCUGCGAUUUCCAUCUACCACUGGAUCAAUUCCCGAAAGGCUACAAAUUCGAUGCCGAUGAGGUCAAUUUCCCAAUCAGCGGAAUGCGAUUCGUUGGACUCAUGUCCAUGAUUGAUCCUCCACGUGCUGCUGUCCCCGAUGCCGUAGCCAAAUGCCGUUCGGCUGGUAUUAAAGUUAUCAUGGUUACUGGUGAUCACCCCAUCACCGCCAAAGCCAUCGCCCGUUCUGUUGGCAUCAUCUCGGAUCAGAGCGAAACUGUCGAGGAUAUUGCGAAACGUUUGAACAUUCCAGUCGCUGAAGUGAACCCGAGAGACGCCAAAGCAGCCGUCAUUCACGGUGGUGACUUGCGUAACAUGACUCCUGCCCAACUCGAUGAUAUCCUUUAUUAUCACACGGAGAUCGUCUUUGCCCGUACGUCCCCUCAACAGAAAUUGAUUAUCGUUGAAGGCUGCCAACGUGGAGGAGCCAUCGUAGCCGUUACCGGUGAUGGCGUCAAUGAUUCACCUGCCCUGAAAAAAGCCGAUAUCGGUAUCGCCAUGGGUAUCGCUGGAUCUGACGUUUCCAAACAGGCAGCCGACAUGAUUUUGUUGGACGACAAUUUUGCAUCGAUCGUUACGGGUGUCGAAGAAGGCCGUCUGAUUUUUGACAAUUUGAAAAAAUCAAUCGCUUACACGUUGACAUCUAACAUUCCUGAAAUCAUGCCAUUCCUUAUGUACAUCGUCCUCGACAUCCCUCUGCCUCUUGGCACUAUCACCAUCUUGUGUAUCGAUUUGGGUACCGACAUGGUGCCAGCCAUUUCACUUGCCUAUGAAGGACCCGAAUCGGACAUCAUGACCCUCCGUCCUCGCAAUCCUUUGACAGAUAAACUCGUGAACGAUAGAAUGAUUUCAAAGUCUUACGGCCAAAUUGGUAUGAUGGAAGCGUCGGCCGGAUUCUUCACCUAUCUUGUCAUUAUGUCUGAAAACGGAUUCAAGCCCGACCUUCUUUUGGGCCUCCGUAAACAAUGGGACUCCCGUCACAUUAACGAUCUUGAAGAUUCUUACGGCCAGGAAUGGACUUACGAUGCCCGUAAACAACUCGAGUACACCUGCCACACUGCCUUCUUCGUGACGGUCGUUAUGGUGCAAUGGGUCAAUUUGCUCAUGUGCAAAACCAGACGUAACUCUUUGUUCCAACAAGGCAUGCACAAUCACGUUCUUACGUUCGGCCUAUUUUUCGAGACGGCCAUUGCUUGCUUCCUCUGCUACACGCCCGGCAUGGACAAGGGCCUUCGAAUGUACCCGCUCAAGAUCAAUUGGUGGGGACCUGCUCUUCCGUUCGCUCUUCUCAUUUUCGUGUACGACGAAAUUCGUAAAUUAAUUCUCCGUAAAAAUCCAGGUGGCUGGGUUGAACGAGAGACCUACUAUUAGCGAUCAAACCACAUAUAUAUAUCUAAAUGCACAGUGCCUAUAUUUAAUACCUGUGCAAGAAGACUCUUGCUCAAAUCUUUGUUUGGUUGGGAAAAUUGUUUUUCAGUUCACUGUUAUAAACGUAUUGCCACGCAUUUAAAAGCGGAAUCGUCUUCAAAGCCAUACGUUAUUUUAGUUGAUUUGACUAUAGGCUCGCCAUUAUCGCGCAUUCAGCGUUCACACACUCAACAGGCGAUAUAGGUUGCGUAGGAAGUAUUGGCGGCAACAGCUCUCAUGAGCCAUCUAAUUAAUGAAUAAAUUUGUUAAUUAAACUUUACAUCGUUGGACAAUUAACACACCAAGUAAUGUUACCAUUUUGUUUCUGAAGAUUGGCCUUAAGUGUCACACCAAUUAAAUGUACAAUUGUACUUGGGCUUUAUCCAAGAUCCUUUCCGUCAUUCUAGCGAUCUUAGUAUGUUUCUAGCCAAGUGUAACUCCCCAUAGAAGACCAAUAAAACAUGCAAUGCUUGGAACAUUCAA
Molecule: messenger RNA, 3543 nt
Organism: Daphnia carinata
Lineage: Eukaryota; Metazoa; Arthropoda; Branchiopoda; Diplostraca; Daphniidae
Product: sodium/potassium-transporting ATPase subunit alpha-B-like
Exons: 12
Coding region: 16-3024 (1002 amino acids)
Biological process (GO): proton transmembrane transport; potassium ion import across plasma membrane; sodium ion export across plasma membrane
Cellular component (GO): membrane
Molecular function (GO): ATP binding; P-type sodium:potassium-exchanging transporter activity; ATP hydrolysis activity
Source: RefSeq, a predicted model, not a curated record